AUGAGCACCCCCGAAGAUGAUGACCUCAAGCUGCAGCGAGCGUCUGCUUCGCUGCUCUCGGAUUUCGAAAAGCUUCUCCCACGACUCCUUCGAAAACGUAGGAAUGAAUCGAGCUCUGGCCAGGUUCGCCAGCAGGUGCGGGAGGUUGACAUGAACAAGGCUUUCGUCUUGAUUCAACCUUUCCAAGAAGACCCCCAGCUUCUCGACUCUCAUCUUAAGUCUUUCAUCCCUCCCUUGGUUUCUGCCUACCUGGAGUCACUCUCAGCAACGUCACAAGAGAAACCCAAAAAGGGCUUUUUACCCUUGUCUCAUGCCAUAUGUCAGAUAUUGAACCUUCUUUGCAAAGUCAGGGGUGAGAAGGUCAUUAAAGGUUUUCUAAACAACGAGCCACGCUAUCUUGAACCGAUCCUGCAGGAAUUCGAGACUGGGAAAAACUUCCAAAGCAGGGAUGAAGGAGUUCCUUCACAGUCGAUUGUGCCCUGGGUCGAGCGUUAUAUUCUAUUGUUGUGGCUUUCUCAUCUCAUGUUGGCACCGUUCCCUCUCUCGUCAAUGUCCAGACCCCAGUCAACUGAGGAUAUGUCGACUGCUUUCGAGAUAGCAUUACCAUCUGAAGCUCCCGGUAUCACGCUUCGAACCCUAAGUAUAUGUUUUGAAUGCCUCCGGUCUGCAUCUAAAGAACGAAGCGCUGCAGCAAAUCUUCUCGUCACCCUCUGUGUACGCCCCGAUAUGCAGAAGCUUGGCCUGCUAGACACACUAGUCAAGUGGUCGAUGUCGUUCUUCUCGAGAGUCUCAGAAGAUCAAGCAGACAUACAUGAAAGCCUCGGUGUUCUGUCGUUCCUGUCAAGACUUGUAGCGUCCGCCACCAACGAGGAAAUUGGUCCCUUCCUGGCUGCGAUUUAUCGGUCUUGUCGAAGCGUCCUUGAUCAAGAAAGUCUUGCAUUUGUCAAAUCAUCGGCAGUUGCGCGGAAGUUGAUUGUCAAAAUCUUACGCAACAUCGUCAUUCACUGCCUUCAGGCUACAUCUGCUCCUCUGGGACUUGACCCGACAUCGAUACUCGAAGAGGUCAUUGAAUUCUUACUCGAAGCAUUGGCUGAUGGCGAUACUCCAGUUCGGUAUGGAGCCAGCAAGGCGCUUAGCAUCAUUACAUUGAAACUGGAUUCUGAGUUGGCGGAAGAGGUUGUUGACGCGAUCCUUGGCUCAUUAAAUGAGAAUGUUUAUUGGCAAGGCUCGAAACGUAACCUCAGCGGCGUGAACCCGCUCCGGUGGCACGGAUUGACCCUGACUCUUUCUCACUUACUAUAUCGGAGGGCGAUAUCUACUGGCCAAUUGCCUGACGCUUUGAAUGCGCUAUUGCUCUCGCUAGGCUUUGAGCAACGAUCACCCACAGGCGGAUCCGUGGGAACAAACGUUCGCGAUGCAGCUUGCUUUGGUAUAUGGGCACUGUCUCGACGUUAUGCGACAAGCGAUCUCCUUGCUGUAGAGACAUCGUCAAUCCGAGCUUCGGAGCAUCGGAAGACCCUGUCUGUACCUCAGGUACUUGCAAUUGAAUUGGUCAUCGUUGCUUGUCUUGAUCCGGCUGGGAACAUCAGAAGAGGUUCUUCUGCUGCCCUUCAGGAGCUAAUCGGCCGCAAUCCGAACACUGUCGAAGAAGGUAUUCCACUUGUUCAGGUUGUUGAUUUCCAUGCUGUGGGCCUGCGACAGCGAGCCAUGUGUGAGGUUGCGAUCAAAGCGGGAAAAUUGCAGUCGAUGUAUUGGGAGGCUCUAUCUGAGUCUUUACUGGAUUGGAGAGGGACUGGAUCCUUAGACUCAGACUCACGUCUUGCCGCAGCAGAAGCAGUUGGCCUGUUGUCAAAAGAUCAACCUCCAGAAGUAGUCCGACAGAUGUCAGAUCAAGUUCGUGGUCUGCUCGGGGCUCUACGGCCCCGAGAGGUUGAAGAGCGUCAAGGCCUUGUUUCAGCGCUCUCAGCUCUGGUGAACACAUCGAACAUAUCAACCAGUCUUGAAGGACAGACAACUUCGAAGGAAACGACCGUAUCCAAACGAGGGGUAUUCAUUCAUCUUUGGAAACUCUUGGAUAAUGAGCUUGGCCUUGAGGAAAAGGCAUUCACCUCCCCGGCCCUGCGACCCGAGUUGACUGCAUCCUCCGUCUGCAAUUUUAUCGCAGCUAUGGCUGCGAUGACUAACAUGUUGCCAAAGGAUUCAUGGCCACAGGAGAUUCCGACAGUCGAAAUCACACGUCUAUUGAAUUUAUGCCUCGUCCGUCACGAAGAAUCGGUGUUGGAGGCUAUAAUUCCUGCCGCUGCAGCCGUAUUACCGCUUCUCGCUGGGAUUUCUGGAGGUAAUAGAGAUGGUUUGGUGUCUACAUGGCUAUCAAAGCUGGAGAACGAAGCCUCUUAUAGCGGACUUCGAUGUUCUGGUCAUGCUGUUGCGCUUGGAGCAGCAUAUGGGGUACUAACCGAUCGACGAGUGGAUGGUCUUCUCAACACAAACGGAACUGCAACAGAACCUCAAAUGCGCAUUGUGAAAGUACUCACCUUCAGGUGCACUCCAGCGGUUGCCAUAGAGGCACGAACAGUAGCAUUGCGAGCGUUAGGUAUUCUGUUGCGAAGCUGCCGCGAAACCAUUUUGCCAACAGACAUCAAGGACCAAAUUGCCAGCGCGCUACACAUCGCCCUAAACGAUUACACAAUCACCGAGCGAGGCGAUGUCGGAUCUCUUGUACGUCUAGAAGCUCUUAACACGGUUUCAUCAGCCUGGACAUCCAACAUCUUCAAAGACGAGGAUGUCCUGUCCGAUCAGCAGAUUUACACCGAUAUUCUCAGACUUUCAUUGGAAAAACUAGACAAAGUCCGUGCAAGAGCUGCACAGAUCAUGGAGAAAGGUUUCCCCAAGCGUUUCGCAAAGGCCAGCAGUACAACAACAGACGAUGUUUCCUCGCACGCUUACUUUGCGACUGCUCUCGCGAUACUGCAGUCGAGCACCACUCCUGCCAUCAAGCAAGCCAUAUGUCUUGGCUUCGUAAGCUCUGCCGGCAUGGGCUCUGAAUCCGUUGUGCAAAACUCCCGAGCCGCACUACUCGACCUUGUCGACGCGUUGCCAGAUUCCAGUACUUCAGACGCUCAACACUUCACACUGACAGAUCUAGCAAACUGUCUAUCAGAUCUCGUCAAAGGCAAUCUCGACAACGACAGGACCGUCAUCCCACUACUAGAAGUCAUAGCUUUCCUCUUCGACAUGCAAAUCAUGCAGCGUCUCACAACAACUUCUUCCUUCAAUUUCCGUACCCUCCUCUCUCUCACGCAAAAAGCACACUUCAAAUCAUCGCACAUGCAAAAACUCCAUCUCGCCCUCGACGUCUACCGCGGCUUGGGGACUAUCCCAGCGACGCGUGCGGACACGCUGACUAAAGUGGCUAGUAUGCUUCUGCAUCCUUUUCCCAAGAUCCGUAUAACAGCUGCGGAGACACUCUGGAUUUUGACGCGGGAAGACGGGCUCAAGAGGCAGGACUGGAGUUUGCCGGGUAAGAGUUUGAAGAGCGCUGUUGAGGGGAUCAAGACGAAUGUAAUGGCGACAGCGACGACAACCACAGGGGUAUGA
Messenger RNA from Dothidotthia symphoricarpi CBS 119687, 3597 nucleotides. RefSeq lists its product as uncharacterized. The record is from RefSeq and is a predicted model, not a curated record. Lineage: Eukaryota; Fungi; Ascomycota; Dothideomycetes; Pleosporales; Dothidotthiaceae. Gene Ontology annotation, molecular function: GTPase activator activity; beta-tubulin binding. Gene Ontology annotation, biological process: post-chaperonin tubulin folding pathway; tubulin complex assembly; microtubule cytoskeleton organization. The coding region runs from base 1 to 3597 and encodes 1198 amino acids. The transcript is spliced from 4 exons.